Anopheles marshallii is the source of this 2814-nucleotide messenger RNA. RefSeq names its product histidine decarboxylase (gene Hdc). The record is from RefSeq and is a predicted model, not a curated record. The transcript is spliced from 10 exons. Gene Ontology annotation, biological process: histamine biosynthetic process; L-histidine catabolic process. NCBI's taxonomy places the organism in Eukaryota, Metazoa, Arthropoda, Insecta, Diptera, Culicidae. The coding region runs from base 1 to 2814 and encodes 937 amino acids. Gene Ontology annotation, molecular function: pyridoxal phosphate binding; histidine decarboxylase activity.
AUGGAUUUUGUCGAGUAUCGCCAGCGAGGCAAGGAGAUGGUAGACUACAUUGCGGACUAUCUGCAGAACAUUCGGGACCGACGUGUCUUACCGGACGUCCAGCCGGGGUAUAUGCGAAACCUAAUACCGGAGUCGGCCCCGCUCGACGGUGAGCGAUGGGAGAACAUCUUCGCGGACAUCGAGCGCGUUAUCAUGCCGGGCGUAACGCACUGGCAGAGUCCGCACAUGCACGCAUACUUCCCAGCGCUAAACUCAUUUCCUUCGCUGCUCGGCGAUAUGCUGGCCGAUGCCAUCAACUGUCUCGGAUUUACAUGGGCAUCUUCUCCGGCCUGUACCGAGCUGGAAUCAAUUGUGAUGAAUUGGCUUGGGAAGAUGAUUGGGUUGCCGGAUAUGUUUCUGCACCUACCCGGUACCAGCAUGGGCGGGGGUGUGAUUCAAACGACGGCCAGUGAGGCAACGCUCGUGUGCCUGUUGGCCGGCCGGACGGUGGCCAUUAGACGCUUUCACGAGCACACGCCCGGACUGCAGGAUGCGGAAAUCAACGCCCGCCUGGUGGCGUACUGCUCCGACCAGGCACACUCCAGCGUGGAGAAGGCGGCCCUAAUCGGCUUAGUCCGGAUGCGAUUCAUCGAGUCGGACGAUCAACUCAGCCUCCGCGGGGAUGCUUUGCGCGAUGCAAUCGAGGAGGACAUCAAGCAGGGUCUGAUUCCGUUCUGGGUUUGCGCCACCCUCGGUACAACGGGGGCCUGCGCCUUUGACCAUCUGGCCGAGAUAGGAGAGAUCUGCGCGUGCCACAACAUCUGGCUACACGUGGACGCUGCCUACGCCGGCAGUGCAUUUAUCUGUCCAGAGUUUCGGGUGUGGCUGAAGGGCAUCGAGAAAGCGGACUCCAUCGCGUUUAAUCCCUCCAAGUGGUUAAUGGUGCACUUUGACUGCACCGCGAUGUGGGUCAAGAAUAGUGGUGCCCUGCAUCGAACCUUCAAUGUGGCUCCGUUGUAUCUACAGCACGAAAACUCGGGCCUUGCGAUCGAUUAUAUGCAUUGGCAGAUACCGCUUAGCAAGCGGUUCCGAGCGUUGAAGCUCUGGUUUGUACUACGCAGCUUCGGCACACGGGGACUUCAGAAGCACAUUCGCGAAGGCGUCCGGUUGGCGCAGAAGUUUGAAGCUCUCGUGCUGGCAGACCAUCGUUUUGAGAUCCCGGCCACCCGCCAUCUCGGUAUGGUGGUGUUCCGAAUCAAGGGUGAAAACGAACUGACGGAGAAACUGCUGAAGCGGCUCAACCAUCGUGGACAUCUGCACGCAGUUCCUGCAUCGCUGAAGGGUCGCUAUGUCAUUAGGUUUACCGUCACCUCUACGUACACCUCGAACGAUGACAUUCUGGCAGAUUGGAACGAAAUUCGCACCGUUACAACCGAUCUGCUCAAUGAGCUGAACGUGCAGAUGGUUGAUCGGACACGUGUGCCGUUGAAAGAUACGCGCGAAAAGAACGAAGCGUUCGGAUCGAGCCUUCUGCUCGCCAACUCGCCGAUGUCGCCGAAGAUCGUGAACGGUUCGUUCGCGGCCAUCUUCGAUGCGGACGAGUUCCUGGCCAAGGUGUACGCUGGCAUACGCAUCUCGAACCAGGACUCACCGGCUAUGAGACGUCGCGUCCGGGGCAUCCUCAUGUCCGGCAAACAGUUCUCGCUCGACUCACGCAUGGAUCUGGUGGUGCACGGGUUCGGUCCGGGCGAGGCGCGCAACGGCAUCGAAUCGGGGGCCAUCAACGAAGACUUAGAGGAGGUCUGGGAAGCUUGUGAGCAGAUGGAGCUUUCGGACCAAGAGAACACACCGGACGACACCACCUCCCAUCUUCAACGCCGCCGUUCUCCUUCUCCUCAACCACCGUCGAAGCUGCAACCACACUUCAUAGAACCGCUCCCGAUACUACCUGUAGUAGGACCGUGUCGGGGUCGGUCGCAAAGUGUGGACACCGGCAUUAUUCGUGCCCAUGCUAACGCCACUAACACCAGCUGGUUACUUGAACGUGAGGAAGCCAUCACCCGUUCGGAACCGUGCUACUCCAGCGACUCCCUCACCAGCCAGCCUUCACUGACCUCUCCGAUACCUACUCAGCCUCCCACUCCUCCACCCAUCGGUCACACUCCAAAGAUCUCCUGCGAAUCACAUCUGGACAGCAUUGACGAGAACCGACCCACGGAGAACUUUCCACGCAGUAAGCGACGCUGUUCGGAUAAUUCCCACCUAUUCUCACUCACCCGGCCCAACGUAUAUCCGGAAAAGCGUCAAUCGGAACCGGCGAUUCGGUGCGCCUUCUACAACCGUGGCUUCGAGAUGCUCUGUCCACCUCGUCCACCACCACCGAAGCGUGUGCUGUCCCAGAACGAUCUACCCCGCACACGUCAGCUGCGACGACAGAUUUCAACCGUGUCCGAGUUGAACCUUACCGACCCGGAUGAGGAUUGGCGACGGGCAAGAUUGCUGGUGCCACCGUUUCGCUACUGUAUUGCGGACGAGUCGGGACAUUGUAUCGAUUUCGACACGGUCCUGCCCUGUCCGGUUGCAUCGAUCGACGAUGAAGCGAUUCUGCGGGACGCACUACGGUUCGAGGAGAAUUUCGUGGAACGAUGCGAACAGAUCUGUCCCGAGCCGGAUUCACUGUGUCUCGAGACGAUUGAGGAACGGGUACUGGAUGAGUUGACAUCUACUGGAGUGGGUGGAGUUGCUGAUAGCAAGGAGUCUGUACGCAGUGAGGAAGUUAUUUACGAAAAUGUGAAACAUUGUCGAAAGUGUGGCCAUCAAAGGAUUAAGUUAUAA